Molecule: messenger RNA, 5637 nt
Organism: Esox lucius (northern pike)
Lineage: Eukaryota; Metazoa; Chordata; Actinopteri; Esociformes; Esocidae
Gene: egfra
Product: epidermal growth factor receptor a (erythroblastic leukemia viral (v-erb-b) oncogene homolog, avian)
Exons: 27
Coding region: 224-3913 (1229 amino acids)
Biological process (GO): positive regulation of kinase activity; multicellular organism development; cell differentiation
Cellular component (GO): basal plasma membrane; signaling receptor complex
Molecular function (GO): ATP binding; epidermal growth factor binding; epidermal growth factor receptor activity
Source: RefSeq, a predicted model, not a curated record
CCCUGUUGAUGACGUAAGGAAUCGUCUUAGUCUGCUCUCAUUCUUUCGAGCGCGUCGUCCUAUUGAGAUAUACAGGACAGCAGAAGGAGCUGUCAAACUUUAAGUAAAGUCUUUAAAGUUGACGCUACAUCACAGUUGUACUUUAAGUUGUGUUCUACGUCGAAUUGGUAUGGACUGACACGGUCUCAUUCUGAGGAAAAAUAUAGACGACUUCACUAAUAUCAUGGCACCGUUUCAAAUCUGGAUCCUUUUUACUUCUUUGGUGUCGUAUGCUUUGCCGGAAAAGAAAGUUUGCCAGGGCGGCAAUAACCGUUUAACAGUUCUGGGAUCCAUAGAGGACCACUAUUUGAACAUGGUCAAGACCUACAGCAACUGUACAGUGGUCCUAACGAACCUGGAGAUCACACACAUUCAAGACCACCAGGAUCUGUCUUUCCUCAGGUCCAUCCAGGAGGUGGGUGGCUAUGUUCUGAUUGCAGUCAACAAAGCCAACAGGAUUCCCCUGGACAACCUUCGAAUCAUCCGAGGCCACACUCUCUACAAUGGUGAAUUUGCCCUGGCUGUUCUGAGUAACCAAGACAAGAACACUGGAAAAGGCACCACUGAGCUAUCUCUGAACAGCCUUACAGAGAUCCUGAAAGGAGGAGUAAUAUUCACAAAAAACAAGCUGUGCAAUGUUGAGACCAUCCAGUGGUUGGACAUCGUGGACAGUAAGAACAAACCGAAACUGGUCUUACCACAAACCAGCAAAAAUAAGCUAUGUAAGAAAUGCGAUCCUGGAUGUUUCAAUGGUUCAUGUUGGGCGCCCGGCCCAGAAAACUGCCAAACAUUGACAAAGCUGAACUGUGCCCAGCAAUGCUCUAAGAGGUGUAAAGGUCCAUCCCCCAGCGACUGCUGCAAUGAACACUGUGCUGCAGGCUGCACUGGACCCCGUGCUACUGACUGUCUGGCCUGCAGGGACUUCCAGGAUGAUGGGACAUGUAAAAACUCAUGUCCCCAGCUCCUGCUGUAUGACCGGAACCUUCAUCAAUUGGUCAUCAACCCAGAGGGAAAGUACAACUUCGGGGCCACCUGUGUGAAGACAUGCCCACAUAACUAUGUGGUGACGGACCAUGGAGCGUGCGUUCGGACGUGCACCGGGGACACAUAUGAGGUGGACGAAGGAGGGCUCAGGAAGUGCAAGAAGUGUGAUGGACUCUGCCCCAAAGUUUGCAAUGGACUUGGAAUGGGGAGUCUUGCCAAAGUUCUAUCAAUUAAUGCCACCAACAUUGAAACCUUAAGAAACUGCACCAAAAUCAAUGGGAACAUUGCUAUCCUCCACCCAUCUAUCCUUGGGGAUCGAUAUACUAAAACACCAGCAAUGGACCCUGCUCAGCUAGAUGUUUUCAAGACGGUCAGAGAAAUUACUGGCUACCUUCUUAUUCAAAACUGGCCACAGAACAUGACGUCCCUCAGUCCUUUUGAGAACCUGGAAAUAAUUAGAGGACGAAUCAAAAUUGGUCUGUUGAGCUUGUCCAUAAGCAAUUUAAACAUCACCCACCUCGGUCUUCGCUCGCUGAAGGAGAUCAGUGAUGGAGAUGUGACCAUCAGCAUGAACAACAAGCUCUGCUACACCGAGAAACAACACUGGAGGCAACUGUUCAAGUUUGACACCCAGACUAUCCGGCUGGAGAGCAACGCUGACACGGCCACCUGCGGGCUGCUGAACAACACGUGUGACAGAUUGUGCAGUAGGGAUGGCUGCUGGGGGCCUGGACCCAACAUGUGUUUGUCCUGUCUGUACUACAGCCGGGCAGGGAGCUGUGUGGAGUCCUGUAACCUGCUGAACGGGGAGCCUCGUGAGACUGAAGUGAAUAAGACCUGUUUGCAGUGUCAUCCUGAGUGUCAGCUCCUUAAUGGAACCCAGACCUGCUCUGGACCAGGCCCAGAGCAAUGUACCCGGUGUGCUAACUUCAAAGAUGACGACAAGUGUGUCAUGACGUGUUCAAGAGGGGUGCCAGGGGUGGAAGGGGGCACUUACGUCUGGAAGUAUGCCGAUAAGAGGAAGGUGUGCCACCUGUGCCAUCGAAACUGUACUGAGGGAUGUACUGGUCCUGGUGUGGAAGGCUGCUUGCAGAAAGGUAACCCUGGCCUAUCAGUGAUUGCGGCCUCCGUGGUGGGCGGGCUUCUGGCCUUCCUCAUUAUGGGCCUGUCCGUUUUCGUGUUGAUACGACGACGCCACAUUAAAAGGAAGAGGACCCUCCGAAGACUUCUCCAGGAGAGAGAGCUAGUUGAACCGUUGACUCCAAGUGGUGAGGCCCCCAACCAGGCUCUCCUCCGCAUCCUGAAGGAGACCGAGUUUAAGAAGAUCAAAGUGUUGGGCUCAGGGGCCUUUGGCACUGUCUACAAGGGUCUGUGGGUUCCUGAAGGAGAGGAUGUGAAGAUCCCUGUGGCCAUUAAGGUUCUAAGAGAGGCUACGUCACCUAAAGCCAACAAGGAGAUCUUGGAUGAGGCCUAUGUGAUGGCCAGCGUGGAACACCCCCAUGUGUGUCGUCUACUGGGCAUCUGCCUGACCUCCACCGUACAGCUGGUCACUCAGCUCAUGCCUUGCGGCUGUCUCCUGGACUAUGUCAAGGAGAACAAGGACAACAUCGGCUCCCAGUACCUUCUCAACUGGUGUGUGCAGAUGGCCAAGGGAAUGAAUUACCUGGAGGAACGUCAUCUGGUACAUCGUGACCUUGCAGCGAGGAACGUACUGGUGAAGACUCCGCAGCACGUUAAGAUCACUGACUUUGGCCUGGCCAAACUUCUCAACGCUGAUGAGAAAGAGUACCAGGCAGAUGGAGGAAAGGUACCGAUCAAAUGGAUGGCACUGGAGUCCAUCCUCCACCGAACAUACACACAUCAAAGUGAUGUUUGGAGCUAUGGUGUGACGGUGUGGGAGCUGAUGACAUUCGGGACCAAGCCUUACGACGGCAUUCCAGCCCGAGAGAUAGCGGGGGUGCUAGAGAAAGGGGAGCGGCUUCCCCAGCCUCCCAUCUGCACCAUAGACGUCUACAUGAUCAUGGUCAAGUGCUGGAUGAUCGACGCCGACAGCAGGCCCCGUUUCAGGGAACUGAUAGCGGAGUUCUCCAAAAUGGCACGGGAUCCCCCGCGUUAUCUGGUCAUCCAGGAUGAUGACCGGAUGCACCUCCCCACGCCCACAGACACUCGGUUCUACCGGAGCCUCAUCAGUGGAGAGGACAUGGAUGAUGCUGUUGACGCGGACGAGUACAUGGUACCUCAGCGGGGCUUCUUCUCCAGCCCCAGUACCUCCCAUACCCAGCUCCUACACUCUAUGAGCCAGAACAGCACAUUGAACGGAAGCAUUGGAUUGUGCCACAGCAGAAAUGGGAAUGGGUUCCAGUUCAGAGAUGGAAGCAUGGUUCUGCGGUACAUUGCUGAUCCCACAGACAGGUUCUUAAACCAAGCCUUCCAGCCUGCCCCAGACUAUAUGAACCAGAACGGCGUGUCAGACAUGAUGAACCCCAUAUACCAGCACCCCGGUCCCCCUCGCGCCCUUCUUCCGACCAUAUCUUCAGACGACACGGAAACAGAGUACCUGAACUGCUAUAAGAAUGAGGCAGGUGGGCCGGAGUACCUGAACGCUCUCCAGCCCUCCAUCCUGUCCCCCGCCAUCUCCAACGGCAUCUCCCAAAUCACCUCAAAUGGCCUCACUCCCACUGCCAGUGACCUUUCCCCAAUGUCCAGUGAUCUUCCCUCCAGUGGCCGUUCCCCCCUCUCCGACAGCGGACUCCACUGCCUCCAGAAGUACCAGCCCCAGAACAGUAUAGAUAACCCAGACUACCAGCAGGACUUCACCCCCUCCGUCAAGUCCCGUGCCAACGGACACAUCCCAGCCGCGGAGAACGCAGAGUACCUGGGCCCAAACUGAGGCUCACCAAACUGAGGCUCACUACUCCAACUGCGGAGUGAAAAAGAGACAUCAGAGAAUAAGGCUCUCUAUCCUACUGAGAGAAGGAAUACAUAAAUAAGGUCUUUGUUAAGCAGGGGUAGCGGUACCACGGACUGCUUUGCAUUGUGUUUAUCCCAGCAUAGUAGAGCCAAGGGAGCUUGUUCGCCUGUUGUAGUAUUAUACAGUACUUCAAAACUCUCCUUAUUCCUGAAACGCUCACAUUACACAUGUAAGUGUCAUGUUGCACCAUACAAAGUUAACAAUCUGAAUGUGUAGAUUGAGAAACACUAUUUCUAGACGAAAUAGCGUAUUACUCAGUCAUUGCUCUCAGAUGUUUCUGUGAAAGAGCUGUAAAGGCACCAGUAUGUGGCAGCUCCCCCAUUCCUGCCCACACUGUAACGGUACGUGUAAUAAGGUCACUGAUACAUACUGACUACAUAUAAUCGUAUUAGGUAUUUAGCUUCUAAGCUAAAUGGCUGGAAAACUGUUCAAAACAACAGUUUGAUGUCCAAGCUAUUCUGUGUGGCAGCUGCAGAUUGAGGCCCGCUGGAGUCAGGUGCUGAACGUUGGUUUCAGAAUGCGGAAGAAGGAGCCCUUCCUUGGAGCCUGAUGGUGGCUGGUCCACGGGGUCCUCUGAUGGAGGAUCUUCGUAAACCUGACGGCACUCUUGAAAGGAGGGUUGAUGAUGACAUAAUGGCAAAUAUUUCUAUUUACUGUUCUGUUGAAGGCUCUGCAGUGGGUAGCUUUUCUCAUAUGGCCAGAUGGUAGAGACACUGAUGCCUGAUGGUGCCCCAGUCAAACUGCAUCAAUGUUAGGAAACGUCUGUGUUUUACACUAGGGUUUUAAGUUCGGACACUACAUUUUCUAACAGCUUUAAAGUCUUGUACACUUGCAAGAUCUCAAACUUUCAAAGUGAAUCUCUUUCCUAAUUUUAAAGGAAGAUAUCAAUGGAAUAUUUCUUUUUUAUUAACUUGUUAGACCUCAUAUUCCACUUAUUAUUAUUAGUGUUGAAGCAUCAAACAGUUGUUUUGAUUUAAGUUACAGUUCAGAGAUUUAUUUGGUUCUCUAGUUGUGUGCCAUGUACUGCAGUGUUCGGACUCACCCCAGACAUAUUCAAUUCUAAACCAUCCCCACAUUUAUGAAACAUUUAGUGUUUUUGCAUUGACAUGCCUUUAUAGACCUCAAUGAUAUGAGACUGUUGUGUUGUGGAGACCUUGCAAAACAAUUAUUUCGCUGUCCAACCAUUGCAGUAAAUGGCUUGUGCAUGCAACUAUUCAGCUAAAUAAAUCACUGAAAUGGAACCAAAACUACACUCUUGAUGAGGCUACAACACAAGCAGUAUGCAGAAAAUUUGGUCCAACAUGCUAAAAAAUGAAAUAUACAUUUAAAUAGCUUACAUGUCAGUAGAGACUGUUGUUUGAGGUAUACAUAAAUGUGAGAUGAUUUUGGGUAUGGUAUAUUCAAUAUGGUGUCCUAUACAUUUUGCAUGGCUACCCUAACUUUUUGCCAAACCCUACUCUACACCAUGCCAAGAGCCUUUACAAUAGUCCAUUGGAAGAUUCCAGUUGGAGUAGUCAGGCAAAUACUGUAUAAAUUAGGCUAGCAACAUUCCUCCAUCUAAAUGGUCUUGCCACUUUAUAUAAAUAUGCACUUAUGAACUGUAAUUAUUUCAUCCGAAGUUAAUAAAAUGUUUUUAUAUUGAA